UGUGUAUGUGAUUGUGCCCUGCGAUGGAUUGGCACCCUGUCCAGGGUGUACCCCGUCUUGUGCCCGAUGCUCCCUGGGAUACGCUCCAGGUUUCCCCGUGACCCUGAAAAGGAGUAAGCAGUAGAAGAUGGAUGAAUGAUACUCUAAAAUAUACAUGAUUAGAAAGAUGUUUUGGUGGCUUUAAAAAACAAUUGGCUGGAGUAUGCCCAGGCCCCCCCAUUCAAAAAUCUCUAUUGACAUCCCUGCUGGUGAGGAAAUGACUGUUUAUACUGUUGCUGCUAUGAUGUAUGUGAUAACUUGUCUCACAGACGUUCCACAACAAAAAGAGUGAUAAUGUCGUUCAUUAAUAAAUAAAAAAUUGCAACUGAUGGCAAGUCACUGUGGUAUGAGAGGAAUAAAACAUGCCAGGGCUGCGAUUAUAGGACAAUAAUCAGUUUAGGAGAGGUAAAGGUUCUCUGCAGUGUGUCGGAAUACAUCACCGUUGUGGAUUAUUUUCCUAUAACAGAACACCCCCAAGUGUCUUAGUUAGUUAUGUAGUUAGUUAUACAGUAAAUGUACUGUACAUUACUCUUUGCUGCCAGGAUGCAACUGUUAUUUUCACAAAAAAUCUUUUACACUUUCUUUAAAACUUUCAUUUGAAGUCAGAAACACUCAAACACAAUCCCAGCAAGCGGAUUGCUCUCUUGUAAUAUUGUUUUUGUUGCUGUUGUUCAAGUCUAAUACUCAUUUUAAUACUGAAUACUGAUUCUUUCAGGUUAUUUGAGCUAAGCACGUUUUGAUUCAGAAAGGUUACGUAAGAUUCUUUUUUUUUUUUUUUUUAAACGAGUCACCCAAUUGAAUCCAUCCGUAGAAUCGGCUCACAAGCACGAACCGAGUGUAUUGUCUUUUUUAUUUAUUUAUUUAUUUAAAUUUUUAUUUCACUGUUGUCCUAUUUGACCUGUAGAUUUCGUGAAUGAACAACGUGAAGUAUGAAACAGUGAGUUACUGCAGCCUAAUGUGGAUAGAUACUGAGAUUCACUGAGCGGUGAAUCGAACGAAUCAAAACAUGCGCAGACCGAUUCUUUGAAAGAAUCGAAUCAGCGAAAAGAAUCACAAUAGCCAUCGGUACAGAUGAAUGGGCAGGCGGUGUUUGUUGUUACCUCAGAACGGUGAACGAGGGAGCAGCGAGGCUUUUUUCCUGGCCUCGCUAGCUUACCCGAAAACAACAAAACCAGCUCAAAAUCAGGAAAGAAAACCCCCCACAGCCUUUUCACACGCUCUUAACCGCAACCGUCGGCGUGUUGUCUUGACAUGAAAAUGAAGUUCACCGCUUGUUCUCGGCGGCGGCGAGCUUUGAUCCAUGGAUGUCGUUUCCGCCUUUCGCUUUCAGACAGCAGCCAAGCGGAUGCGCCUCUUCCCUCUGAUGCGGUUCCAUUUUAUGGAUUCUGAUUGGACUAUGGACUAUGAGAGGCCAAAUGUCGAGACCAUCAAGUGUGUGGUUGUCGGGGACAACGCAGUGGGAAAGACCCGGCUCAUCUGUGCCCGGGCUUGCAAUGCCACCCUGACCCAGUACCAGCUGCUCGCCACACAUGUUCCCACUGUCUGGGCCAUAGACCAAUACAGAGUGUGCCAGGAGGUUCUAGAGCGAUCUCGGGAUGUGGUGGACGACGUCAGCGUGUCCUUGCGACUCUGGGACACGUUCGGGGAUCAUCACAAGGACCGUCGUUUCGCUUACGGACGGUCCGAUGUUGUGGUGCUGUGUUUCUCAAUCGCUAACCCGAACUCGCUGCACCACGUGAGGACCAUGUGGUACCCGGAAAUCAAACACUUCUGCCCCAGAGCUCCUGUCAUCCUUGUGGGUUGCCAGCUGGACCUGAGAUACGCUGACCUCGAGGCGGUGAACAGAGCGCGGCGUCCUCUGGCGAGGCCCAUAAAAUCCAACGAGAUCUUGCCACCAGAGAAGGGCCGUGAAGUGGCAAAAGAGCUUGGUGUCCCAUAUUACGAGACCAGCGUGGUCGCACAGUUUGGUAUCAAGGACGUAUUCGAUAACGCUAUCCGCGCCGCGCUGAUAUCACGCCGUCACCUGCAGUUCUGGAAGUCGCACUUGCGUAACGUCCAGCGGCCUCUCCUCCAAGCCCCGUUCCUUCCUCCUAAACCGCCUCCACCCAUCAUCACGGUGCCGCCUCCCCCCAGCAGCAUGGAGGAGCACCCAGGGCGUCUACUGGAGGACCCACUGUGCGCCGACGUCAUCCUCGUGCUCCAGGAGAGCCAAAGAAUCUUUGCUCACCGUGUCUACCUCGCCACGGCCUCAUCCAAAUUCUACGACCUUUUCCUGGUGGACCACCGGACUCCCGAGGACAAAAAAGAGAAAGAGCGCGCCCGGGUGCCUCUUUCCGGCCGCGAGCUGCUGAUGCGAGCCGCCAGCUUUGACGUUUGUGAGAGCAGCGACGAAAGGGAGCGAGCGAACCUCCGCGCCUGCACUAGCGACGGGACGCUUAGAGGAGGCGAAGGAGGCCGUCUGCUGCCUGCGUUCAGCCGAGCCUUUGUCAGCGUGCGGGAGGAAAUGGUGGAUGAUCCUUUGACCUUUAACUCCAGGCCAAUGACGGUGGUGCACAUGGACUCGUCCAUGCAGCCGGGGCCGUUCCGCGCUGUUUUGCGCUAUCUCUACACAGGGAAGCUGGAUGAGCAUGAGAAGCAGCUGAUGCAGGUGGCUCAUAUCGCUGAGCUUCUGGAGGUUUUCGAUCUCCGUAUGAUGGUAGCCAACAUCCUAAAUGAUGAGGCUUUCAUGAACCAGGAGAUCACCAAGGCCUUCCACGUGAGGCGCACCAACCGGAUCAAGGAGUGCCUAGUUAAGGGGACCUUCUCGGAUGUGGUGUUCAAGCUGGAUGACGGUACAAUAAUGGCCCAUAAGCCUUUGCUCAUCUCGAGCUGCGACUGGAUGGCAGCCAUGUUUGGAGGACCGUUUGUGGAGAGCUGUACUAAAGAGGUGUUGUUUCCAAACACAACCCGUAGCUGCAUGCGUGCAGUGCUGGAGUAUCUCUACACUGGUCGCUUCUGUUCUCGCCCAGACCUGGAUGCCAUGGAGCUUAUUGUUCUUGCAAACCGUCUCUGUCUGCCUCACCUGGUCGCACUAACAGAACUGUACACUGUGACUGUGCUUAUGGAGGCUGCGAUGAUGGGAGCUGAUAUUGAUGGAGAAGUACUGGUCUAUCUGGAAAUGGCUCAGUUCCACGGUGCCCACCAGUUAGCUGGAUGGUGCCUCCACCACAUCUGCACUAAUUACAACAGCGUCUGCCGCAAGUUCCCUCGUGACAUGAAGGCUAAAUCUGCAGAGAACCAGGAAUACUUUGAGAAGCAUCGCUGGCCUCCAGUCUGGUACCUCAAGGAGGACGAUCAUUACCAGCGAGCACGCAAAGAGCGGGAGAAAGAGGACUACCUGUACCAGAAACGCCAGUGUAAGCGCAAGUGGCUCUUCUGGAAUCUUCCAUCCUCACCCUCUUCCAACUCUCCGUCCUCUCCUGGGUCCUCCGCUGUCAUGUGAUUGAUCAAGGUUGAAGGCCGUAUCGAACUGCCGUUAGAUGGAAAAGCACGCAUCAGCAGUGACAGCCAUUUUGCCAAAAAUAUACAGGUGACAUCUUCUAACUACUGAGCAGGAAUCCAUACCUGGGGGGGGGGGGGGGAAGAAGGUGAGCCAAAGUGUAAGACUGUUUUUUUUUUUUUUUUGUUUCGUUUUUUUCCGUGAAGCUUCAAUCCCUCGUCUGUUCACGACACGGCCGGACGAGACCCAGCAGAUAAAAUGUCACAGAUCACAUCAACGUACGUUUCUGCUUUGAAACCAUGUGAAAACAACCUGGCAAAAUGGCAGACCUUGUUUUUAGAGAAGGAUUUAAGAGGGUUUUUAUUAUUAUUAUUAUUAUUAUUAUUAUUAUUAUUAUUAUUAUUAUUUUUGCUUUAUCAAUAAAUCACCAGUACCCCGGUGAUGUGCUGCAUGGACUCGCAUGCAGAUAGUUACAUUAGGAUUAUCCAGUGGCACAAAUCAGUCGUCUGGGAUCACAUGAUGUACUGGCUUGUCCCGCUCUUGCGGAACGUGAAUAGUGCCCGGACGUCCCCUGACUGUGACUUUGACGGCGAAUUGUUUAUCAUUUUCACUCGGGUCUAUUUUUAUUUUUAUUUUUAUGAUGAUCAACAUGAUAUGAUCAUUCUGAAAAGGGCUCUCGUUUUGUUUUUUUGUUUUUUUUCCUUGUCAUAUUUGGACCCUUUGUAAUUGUUUUGCUAGCAAAAUUGGAAGUUGAUGAUGAUAAUAGCCUUGCACCUAAUAAUAGCCUAGUCCAUUAUUCAAAAUUAUUCCCAAUGAUAAUCGAAGAAGAAGAAAAAAGCAGCUCUGAAUACUCACCACUGUUCGUAAUCGAAAAAGCAAGACCUCAAAGACCUGAACUCCAAGAUUCAAAAGUCCGACUUACUGGAGUCUCAACAAAAAAGUGUUGGCAUUUAGAAUCUUCAUCAAGGCGAAAUCAUGAAUGCUAACCCUCCUUCUUGAGAGGCGUCCUCCUGCAAAAGUUUAGUCCCUGCCUACUAUAUCGCAUAACAUUUUUACAUGCUCCUGAGAACCACUACAUGGGUAUUAUCUUAUGAAGUAAACUCUGCAAGGUGGUAGAUCUCCACGAACAGGGCUCAUUCUUGCUUUAAUUUGUAAACACUGCACGUCACACACUCUCACGUGAGAUAUUCAGAUAUAUUUACACAAUAGGCUCAUGGGCAGGCCCAUGUCUAGGCCAUUUUUAUUCGAAUGUAUUUGCAAACAGUAUUACUGUCUAUUGUAGAGAGCACAUCAUGCUUAUGUCUUGAUCCUUUAAAGUACGAAUUAAGCUUUAGAGCUUUGAAGUAACUGUAGAAUGUAGAAGUACAGUACAACGCAAGCAAAAAUCUGAAAACGUUUUAUCCUUGUAUGAGGUAGCGCUAAACACGGCGAAGAACAAGAGUUUACGGGAUGUGAAAUGCCACGACGUUACACCAAGCUUUCAAAUAGAAUGCUGUU
Molecule: messenger RNA, 5014 nt
Organism: Ictalurus furcatus (blue catfish)
Lineage: Eukaryota; Metazoa; Chordata; Actinopteri; Siluriformes; Ictaluridae
Product: rho-related BTB domain-containing protein 2-like
Exons: 10
Coding region: 1340-3520 (726 amino acids)
Biological process (GO): small GTPase-mediated signal transduction
Molecular function (GO): GTPase activity; GTP binding; protein binding
Source: RefSeq, a predicted model, not a curated record